Messenger RNA from Ipomoea triloba (trilobed morning glory), 2373 nucleotides. RefSeq names its product ankyrin repeat-containing protein ITN1-like. The record is from RefSeq and is a predicted model, not a curated record. Gene Ontology annotation, molecular function: protein binding. The transcript is spliced from 4 exons. Bases 204 to 2138 code for a protein of 644 amino acids. Lineage: Eukaryota; Viridiplantae; Streptophyta; Magnoliopsida; Solanales; Convolvulaceae.
UUUUGCCAUUAAAAUGCACCCUCAACAAGCAUAUAUGCUUAGGUAGAAACUGUAUGUUAUGACCAUAUGGUGCUAAUAAUAACCACGUAGAUUGAGAAUUAGAAUCAGAGUUGCAUAUAUAUAUAUAUAUAUAUAUAUGCAUAAAAACGAGUAUGUAAAACUACAGCACUAGAAACUCCUUGUGUGAAGUGAAGGCCUUGUUCAUGGAUACACUCAGGAGUGAUGCUGAAAAGCAUGAGUACAACAAGAAGUUCUAUAAGGCCUUAAUGGGACAGAAGAAGGAAGAGGUAAUAGAACUCUGUAAGCAUGUCCCAGAGGGGCCUUUGCAUGUUGUAACCUUGCAUGGUGAUACUGUCCUUCAUCUAGCCGCCUACUCGAAACAAAGGGAUCUGGCUAAGUGCUUACUUGAACAAGUGUCAAAAUGCGAUGGUGCAGAACGACUACUACAGCGUGCAAAUUCCUUACACUAUACAGUUUUUCACGAGGCAGCCACCUCGAACAAAGCAGUUCCUCUAGCAAAAGAAAUGCUGCGUUUGUCCCCUGGACUGCUGCAUCUACGCGGUGAUAAUAAUGAGACAGCUCUCUUUCGUUCUGUGAGAUAUGGUAAGAGGGAGAUGUUUGAUUUUCUAGACAAGGAAGUUGGAAAAGCUGUCGAGGGUGAUCAAGAAAAGUGGGAUGCAUUUCAUUACAGAAGCGACAGAUCAACCACACUCCACCAGUCUGUACUUAUGGAGCAUUUUGACCUCGCCCUUUGUAUUGCUGAAAGGCAUGGGUGCUUAAUCGGUGAACAAGAUGGAGAUGGGAUGACUGCUCUUCAGCUCCUUGCAUUAAAUCCAUCUGCGUUCAAAGUUGGCAAGAAAAACAGAUUUAUCAAGCUUCUUGUUAACUCUACUCCAAAAUUUAUCAGCAUUCCCUUGUUGGAUCAUAUCCGGAUGAAAUUCGAUAAAUAUGAAUCAGCUCUGAAACUUGCCAAGUUCUUAAUUGCAAAGGAUACAUCUUGGGAAUCCACUGAAGCUGUAAAGAAUAAGAGCGAGACGCGAUUCCACAAAUAUGGACACUUGUUCCAGGAACAAAAGCCUGAUGACGGAGAAAGAAUGCAGUCAGGUGCAAAAAGAUGUCCUGAAACUCCACUCUUUUUGGCAACAAAGUCAGGUUGCAUUGAGAUUGUACAAGAAAUACUCGAGGCAUAUCCUCAGGCAGUCGAGUAUGUAGAUGAGAAAGGGCGAAUGAUACUACACGUUGCCAUCAAAUACUGCCAGACACAAAUUUUUCGUCUUGUUCAGAGCAUGAAGUUGCCAAGGAAAAGGCUCAAGAGAAAGGUCACUAAUGAAGGAAACUCUAUUCUGCACAUGGUUGGUCUAAAGGAUAAAGAAGUUUUAGGAGACAUGCGAAGCCCUGCCCUGCUACUGCAAGAACGUUUACUAUUUUUUGAGAUGGUUAAGAGUAUCUGCAAAGCAGAUAUGGUGAAGCUCCUGAACUCAGAAGGUCACACUGCAGAAGAAGUCUUCAAUUGCACGCACGCACAGCUUCGUUCUGAUGCAAAAGACUGGCUAAAACGCACUGCUGAAAACUGUACCAUUGUUGCGGUGCUUAUUUCCACCGUUGCCUUUGCUGCAGCAUAUACCAUUCCAGGAGGGCCAAACCAAAGCACUGGCUAUCCAGUUCUUCUUCACAAAACUUUCUUCGUUGUUUUCACCAUUGCAGACGUUCUCUCAAUCACGCUGGCUUUGACAUCAACUAUAACGUUUCUUGCAAUCCUCACGUCCCCGUUUCACAUGAAGGACUUCAAGCGAUCCCUCCCUCAGAAGCUGAUGCUAGGACUUUCUUUGCUCAUUCUCUCGGUGACCAUGAUGAUGCUCGCCUUUGCAGCAACAGUGAUCCUGAUGAUAAGUAACAAGGAACGUUGGACAAAAAUCGCGUUGUCCUGCAUGUCGUUCAUUCCAGUCACCAUAUUUGCAGUCUCAUACGUGCCCCUAUACAUUUCUCUGUGGAAGAACUACAGCUAUACAUUUAGGAAACUAUGGGACGCUUUACCUAGGCUAAACAUCUCUUCUGGUGCGCGAUCUAAUAUUGCAGGUGUUUCUAGCAGUUCUGCCUUUUCUGUCAGCAAGACUCAAGGCUUUGAUUCUCUGGUCUGAAAGGAGAAAAUGUAUCCUGAAGCUAUGUGAAAUGGUGGAGCUUAACUUUCUUGAUUUUUGCUUAUCAUUGUAACUAUACUAUGCAUUGUGUUCUGAUAUGUUUACUAGUUUCCUUAUGUAGUAUUGAAAUGAAAGAUGCUUUGUUAUGAAGGAUAGUAGAUAUGUAGAAUGCCUUUUAAGUGUACUACUCUCAGUCUCCACUAUUGCAAUGUAAUUUAGCAAGUUUUCUCCAAAA